AUGACAUCCUUUGAGGAGCGUCACUAUUACAUUUCUACCACAGAGCAAGAGAUUGAAACUCAUUUUGGUGCCAUUGGUAUAAUAAAGAAAGAUAAGCGUACUAUGAAACCAAAGAUUUGGUUAUAUAAGAAUAAAGAAACUGGCGCCUCCAAGGGAGAAGCCACUGUCACAUAUGAUGAUACUAAUGCCGCACAAUCGGCCAUUGAGUGGUUCGAUGGACGUGAAUUUAAUGGAUGCAGCAUUAAGGUCUCCUUGGCCCAACGACAAAAUAAUUGGAAUAAAGGAGGCGGUGGUCGUGGUGGCGGCUUCGGUGGUCGUAGCCGUGGUGGAGGCGGCGGUGGAGGUGGAGGCGGUGGCGGUGGCAAUCGCUUUGAUCGCGGCGGCGGUGGUGGUGGCGGCGGCGGCGGCCGUUUUGACCGUGGUGGCGGCGGCGGAGGAGGAGGCGGCGGCGGAGGCGGCGGUGGCGGCGGAGGCGGCGGUGGCGGCGGAGGCGGCGGUGGCGGCGGCGGUAAUUUCCAGCCACGUGAUGGUGAUUGGAAAUGCAACAGCUGCAACAACACCAAUUACGCCUGGCGUAACGAGUGUAAUCGUUGCAAAACUCCCAGAAGCGGCGAUGAAGGUGGCAGCAGCGGCGGCGGCGGAGGCGGCUAUGGCGGAGUCGGCGGCGGUGGCAGUUUCGGUGGCAUGAAUGACCGCGGAAACGAUCGUUCUGGUGGCGGAGGAUUCCAAAGCAGAGAUCGUAACUCAGGUGGAGGCGGCGGCGGUGGCUACUCCCGCUACGGAAAUAAUAGCGGAGGUGGCGGCGGCGGUGGUGGUCGUGGCCGCGGAGGUGGUGGAGGCGGAGGAGGUGGUGGUGGUGGCCGUCGCGAUGGCGGUGGCUCCAUGCGUUCCCGACCAUAUUAAAG
This is a messenger RNA of Drosophila willistoni, 905 nucleotides long. Its product is annotated as RNA-binding protein cabeza. The record is from RefSeq and is a predicted model, not a curated record. The coding region runs from base 1 to 903 and encodes 300 amino acids. Gene Ontology annotation, biological process: regulation of DNA-templated transcription. NCBI's taxonomy places the organism in Eukaryota, Metazoa, Arthropoda, Insecta, Diptera, Drosophilidae. Gene Ontology annotation, molecular function: transcription coregulator activity; RNA binding. Gene Ontology annotation, cellular component: nucleus. The transcript is spliced from 2 exons.